AUGGCGGGCGGGCUCUUUAGCACUCGAGCCACCGGGAAAGCCCAGCAGAAGUCUGGGAAGCAGACGCAGGACAGCGGGCCGCGCUCAGGAGGCUGCAGGCUCCGGUGGGGCCCGGCCAGCACUCAGCGAGGCCGCAAGGAGGUCUGCCUCAGCAGCGGGCUGCAGUGGUCGCCGUGUGCCGUGACGGGAGGCAGUCCUUGUGGCCGAGCCUCCGGUGUUUCCCGAGACCCUGUGGUGCUCUCAGCGGUGCGGGUGCCACCCGGGCUUCGGGCAGUGGCUCUGAAACUCCGGAAGACCUUGACUGUCCACGUCUCCCGGGGGGCGCGGUCAGAUCCGAGGGCCGUUGUUCCCAGCGAGGCCUUCGUCAUCCCUCUUCCUGGACAGAAGCACAAGCCUUGUAAAGAGGCUGUAGAGCGCCACAGCCUCCGCCCAGCUGUGCCUGCCGAGCGCCCGGCGUCACAGCAGCGUGGGUUCUCACCCACGGGACCGCCGGGGAAGUCCUCGCAUAUUGUCUUUAUCUCUGAACAGUCCUGUAGAGUAGACAGCGUCCUUGUGUCGUGGGAGCCCGAGGCCGUGGCUGUGGAAACCCGGACGGACGUCCAGACGCCUCUGGGCCAGCGCGCCCCCUCCGGGACCUGGGGCGGUAAUCUGCAGCUUGAUGGGCUUAACGUUCAAACAAGACGUGGGCCUGCUUCCUGCAGGUAUUUUGAAGGUGGUGUCUCGUCUGUCUACCUCUGGGACCUGGACCAUGGUUUUGCUGGCGUGAUCCUCAUCAAGAAGGCUGGGGACGGCUCCAAGAAGAUCAAGGGCUGCUGGGACUCCAUCCACGUGGUGGAGGUGCAGGAGAAGUCCAGUGGUCGCACCGCCCACUACAAGCUGACCUCCACGGUGAUGCUGUGGCUGCAAACCAACAAAUCCGGCUCUGGCACCAUGAACCUCGGAGGCAGCCUUACCAGACAGAUGGAGAAGGAUGAGACCGUGAGCGACUGCUCUCCACACAUAGCCAACAUCGGGCGCCUGGUCGAGGACAUGGAGAAUAAAAUCAGAAGUACGCUGAACGAGAUCUACUUUGGGAAGACAAAGGACAUCGUCAACGGGCUGAGAUCUGUUGACGUUAUCCCCGACAACCCCAAGUUCCUGCAGCUGCAGAGGGAGCUUUCCCAAGUGCUGACGCAGCGCCAGACCCACAUCCAGCCCGAUAACUAAGCCGCUCCAGGUCUGUGCAGACUUUUGCAGACAAAUCAAAACAAGAAGCUCUUAAGAACGACCUGGUGGAGGCUUUGAAGAGAAAGCAGCAGUGUUAAAAGCCUCUGCUCCCCACUGACCGGAGACGCCGUGCGCUGUCAGGCUCCUUUCUUAGACACUCGUUUCCUGCUCCCUGCCUCGUCCCUCCCUCCCCGACAGGCCACACAACAACUCGCACCGCCGCCGCAGCGCCAUCUCUCCCGAGAAUAAACCCGGUAAACCCCCCUGGUCUCGGAGGCCUCCUUCCCCCACCACGUUUUGCUACCACAGCUCGGGAUUCCCAUAGAGACCGCGUUUUCUGUCCGCCCCGGCCCCCCCCCACCCAUUUAUCGGCAUAAAAUACACUGUCUGUCUGCCGCCCUCCCCUCCCACCUUUUUGUUACAUUGGUGUAAAAAAUGUAAAACAAAAAAAUUUUAUGAAAUAACUGUGGUGUGUGAAAGAUAGAAGAAAAACUGGAAAUCUGAUUCCACGUGUGUUUGGGAGUUGCUUGGGGCUGGGGGCCGGCGGGGGACAGGGGACAGCUCUGGGAGAAAGGAGAGGUGGCCCUCAGCUCGGCCCGCGGUGGGGGCGGGGCCUGCGGGCCGCCCUGCUCCUCUCGCCAGGUGCUUUUCUGUCAAUUUUUAUGGAAUGCAAAAGGAGUUUUUGUUUUAUUUUGUUUUUUUGUAAAGCUUAAAAAAAAUCUACAUCUUAUACUUGAGCUUCCAUACUUAAAAAAAUAAGAAAGAAAAAAAAAA
Messenger RNA from Capra hircus (goat), 1980 nucleotides. RefSeq lists its product as uncharacterized. The transcript is spliced from 10 exons. Gene Ontology annotation, biological process: barbed-end actin filament capping; negative regulation of filopodium assembly; regulation of lamellipodium assembly. Lineage: Eukaryota; Metazoa; Chordata; Mammalia; Artiodactyla; Bovidae. Gene Ontology annotation, molecular function: actin filament binding. Gene Ontology annotation, cellular component: F-actin capping protein complex. The coding region runs from base 1 to 1206 and encodes 401 amino acids. The record is from RefSeq and is a predicted model, not a curated record.